AUGUCGGACAAAUAUCAGGACAGAAUAGGGACGUUCUUGCAGAUACCUAAUGUUGGCAAAGGCCAGCUGAAAUACAUAGGGCCUGUGGAAGGAAAGCAGGGUUUGUUUGUGGGGGUGGAUUUAUUGGCUAACAUCGGGAAGAAUGACGGGACUUUUCGCGGCAAACGGUACUUUGAGACCGAGUACCCGCAGUCAGGCCUCUUCAUCCACCUACAGAAGGUAGCUUGGUUACUUGACCAAGCCGGCGAUGGCCUGCCGGGCGGCACGACGGCGGCUGGCCAUAACCCGCAAGUGCAUGCCCAAGCUCACGGGCAAGCGCACCCACAGCAGCAGCGGCUGUCGAUAGUGACUUCCACUUCUACAUUGGCCACAAAUGGGUCUACGGGCGCGGCGAAAACCAGGAAUCGUGCGAGCAGCGUUAUAUACCGCUCACCGACUCCGAGACGCGUAGUGAGUCGUGCUGCCAGUAUGAUGAGUCGGAGAACGCUGGCUUCGGAUCAGAGCGAUUUUUUCUCCGAUUCCAUGGAGGCCGAGGACCGGCCGCAUAGUGAAAAUGAGGACGACGUGGAGGAAGAGGAGGAUGCGGAAGACGCGGCGACUGAGUCCGCAGAUAACAGGAACAGCAUAUUCAUGACACCAAAGUACUUUAAGCGUCAGAGCAUUUCCUAUGAGUCAAAGAUUAAACAACAGCAAGAGGAAAUUCUGCAUUACAAAAGGUUGCUUGACGACCAGCGCAUUGUCUUGGAGGAGAUACAGCCGGCAAUAGAUGACUAUGAAGAAAAACUACGUUAUCUUGAGGCUGAGAAGCAGCGAUUACAAAACACGUUGCAGUCGGAGCGCGAGCACCUGGCAAAGCAGAAACAGUACUUCGAAGCGGAGCACGAGCAGCUACUAUCGGUUGUCGAUGAACUACACAAGGAGAUUAAAGAAAAUGAGGAGCGUAUGCUAAGGCAAAGACGGCGGCAGACAAUAAUCAUGGAGGAUGAAGGGCAGGUGCUUGAGAUGGACACACUCAAAUCCGAAAAUGAUAGAUUAAAACGUCAGCUAGAAGAAUUGCUGAAGCAAUGCGAAGAGCAGGAACUCCUGAAGGCUGAAUGGCAAAAGGAGAGAGCCCGCUUGCAAACAGACAACCUGUCCCUAAACGAUGGCUACUCGUCGCUCUCCAAGGAGUUGGCGGAAACACAGCGUAAGCUCGAUGACAUAGUCCAGGGCCAGAGCUUGAAGAGUGGCACGGACCUCGCUAGCUACCAGUCGGAGAUAGAGUACCUGCGGCGCGAGUUGGAGGAGGCUAGAAGUUUGAUUGGCGUCAAAUCUUCCGUCCACUCCAACCGACACAGAGAUGAACUGGGGUUACAAUCAAAACUUCCUAAUGAGUCUUUGCCCUUAUUUGAUGGGAACAAAAACAAGGACGCGGCAGCGGGCAGGCUGCUAUGGUGCGCGCUAUGUGAAAAAGACGGACACACUGCCUUUGAGUGCACUGAAGUUGCCUUUUAG
This is a messenger RNA of Eremothecium gossypii ATCC 10895, 1494 nucleotides long. It is a transcript of the gene BIK1, whose product is annotated as Bik1p. The coding region runs from base 1 to 1494 and encodes 497 amino acids. The transcript has a single exon. Lineage: Eukaryota; Fungi; Ascomycota; Saccharomycetes; Saccharomycetales; Saccharomycetaceae. The record is from RefSeq and is marked provisional.